This is a messenger RNA of Achroia grisella, 1243 nucleotides long. Its product is annotated as Krueppel-like factor luna. Gene Ontology annotation, molecular function: DNA-binding transcription factor activity, RNA polymerase II-specific; RNA polymerase II cis-regulatory region sequence-specific DNA binding. Lineage: Eukaryota; Metazoa; Arthropoda; Insecta; Lepidoptera; Pyralidae. The coding region runs from base 66 to 698 and encodes 210 amino acids. The transcript has 4 exons. Gene Ontology annotation, biological process: regulation of transcription by RNA polymerase II. The record is from RefSeq and is a predicted model, not a curated record.
CUGGCGCGGUUGGUUCACGCGAGUCUUCACGGUAAAAAUUUCGAUCGUAGUCACAUGUAAACGAAAUGGAUGUCCUGCCGAGCGGUAGUUUAUUCCGCGAGUUGCAGGAUGUGACGGACACUGGAUAUUUCGAGUACAAGGUGUCGCUGGAGGAUAACUGGCAACAGACAUGCUACGAGAUGGCGCGGUACCUCCGGGAGGAGCCGAGGAAGAGGAGGGAUCCCCCUCAGGAGGAGGAAUGGGCAAGAUCCGCGACCUCGUCUCCUCCGUCACCUCCAUCUCCGAGGCUGUUUACCAUCACGGCGGUGAAGAGCGAACCACCAAGCGAUUGCGACGAGCCUGAAAUCAGGGACUUACCACCAUCACCCCCGCCGCCGGUGCGUCGCCCGAACCCUCCGCGCCAACAUGCGCUGCCGCACGCCGCAGAUCCUAGGCGGCGCGUGCACCGCUGCGAGUUCCCGGCCUGCGAUAAGGUCUACACCAAGAGCUCGCACCUUAAGGCGCACAAACGGACUCAUACAGGAGAGAAGCCAUACAAGUGUUCGUGGGAAGGCUGCGAGUGGCGGUUCGCCCGCUCCGAUGAACUCACUCGGCACUAUCGCAAGCACACGGGCGCUAAGCCGUUCCGUUGCCGCCAUUGCGAGCGUUGCUUCUCGCGCUCCGACCACCUAGCGCUUCACGCGAAACGCCAUGCGUAGCCCCCAAUCCAACCGCCUGCUCCGAAGAAACGUAACCGCAAUCGCUCGCGCAAACAGUAAGCGAGCAACGAUGCGGUACGUUGCAAUGGGCGCGCCUCUCAUCAUGUUUAAUUGGUUCUGUUUAUGGGUUGUUGUAAAUUGUGAUCUUCAUGGAAUUGAACGUUGUGAACGGUUCGUUUGUUCUCUUAGUGUUUCGUUAGUAUGAGGCGCGCGCCCUCGGAGCGGCGCGGUGCGGGGUAGGGCCUCGCGUGAUAACCAAAGAUUACGCUACGCACUGUAGCUGAGUCAAAACUCACUUCACAUAAUGCUUUAAGGUUAAUUUUUAUUAUUAUUUUAACGGCAAAGAGCGGAUAGUUUGUUUGCAAUAUCUUUGGCACCGGCCUUCAUAGUUACAGUUCUUUGUUGCUAUUAAAUGACGUUUUAUUAUAUUAACCGUUGUUUAGUAUAUAAUGUUUUGUAUGCUUCGUGUACAGAGAGUUUUUUUAUGUCGUUCGGUCGCAUAGCGGCCGCGCGCGAGAGUUGUGCCAUUGUCCGCUAGGGCGCGG